GAACGGAACGGGACGGAGCGGAACGGGACGGGUCGGGAUGGAGGAGCCGGAGAUGCAGCUGAAGGUGAAGAAAGUCACAGACAAGUUCACGGAGAGCAUGUACGUGUUGGCCAACGAGCCCUCGGUGGCACUGUACCGGCUGCAGGAGCAUGUGCGCAGGUCCCUCCCUGAGCUCGCCCAGCACAAGUCUGACAUGCAGAGCUGGGAGGAGCAGAGCCAAGGAGCCAUCUACACGGUGGAGUAUGCCUGCAGUGCCAUAAAGAACAUGACUGACAGCACCGUGUACUUCAAGAGCAUUGACAGCCUGCUCAAACACGCCAUAGCCAUGAAGGAGCAGCUGAACGCUGCCCAGGGCCGCAGCGUUGUUGCCCCACAAGUCAAGAAUCCUCCAGCCAGUUCCUGAUUCAAGACUGGCCGUCCUCUGCUGCCUUCUCCAGCCCAGCUCCAUGGUCUCCAACGACAGGGAGGAGGGAGAAACCACCAACUCAAGCUGUGACGCUGCACCAAGGCUUCUGCCUGCCUCUGUUCCCAGUAACAGGUGCACCUGAGCAGGCAAACCCUGCUGCUUUGGGGAGUGCUUUGGGAGGCAGUUCUGCCCCUUUGCUCCGCAAGAGGGAAAUGGGGUGGUUCUGUGCUUGUCCUUUCCAGUUCUCUUCAAUGGCAGGCUGCUAUGAGGCAUUUUUCUCUCUACCUCUGGGCCACAGAAAUAUCUCUGCAAAACUAGGUCUUGCUUUCAGUGUUUUGUGGGUGGCUGUGGAGCGAUGUAAUGCAGGCACGCUUUGGCUUUGUUCAGGAGGCAUUCUGCGAGGAGAGGGUUUCAUGUGUGUGCCAGGGAGCUGCUGAAUCGGGUUUCAGGGAGAACAAUAAUAAAAAGAAAACACAAGAAAGUUCUGUCUAAAACCUCCCCCUGUUGCUUGCCUCAGGCUGAGGGCUCUUGGAGCCUGCGUGUUUCAGAGGGCACGGAGCAAAACAAAGACAUGCAGAGCUGGAGCCUCUCAAAGGAAAAAGGAACUGUCCUGUUCUUCAUAAAGCCAACAAGAAAAGGGCUGUCUCCAUCCCCCGUCCUGCAGUGGGAAGCAGAGCCAGUGCACAGCUUUGGAGGGCACUUUACAAUGGAUGCAGCUUCAGCGUUCAUCUCUCCUGGAAUCAGCUCAGUUCUGCUGAAGAGUUUCCCAAGGAUGCAGGGAUCAAAGCAGGGCUAAACUCAGUUCCCAAAGGAAUUGUAUCGUGUUCAGGGUAAUGGGUGUCUCUCAGGAUAAUAGCAAGGGAGGGAAGAGAGAAUCUCUGAAUUGGUGGCCUCUUUUUCCUCCCUGAAAUGCUUUACUGGCUGCUGAAUAAGGAGCUGGGGAAGAACCACGUGUGCUGCUGCUGUGGGCCAGGGCAGAGCUGGUGUGAAGCUGUGAGUAACCAGUGAGAUGUUGGUCAGAGGGGCAGAGUGAGCUGAACCUACUUGUGUUUCAUGGCAACAGCACUGCCUUUAGUACCUGUGCUCUGCCCUGCACACAGCAGAGGAGCAGCAGCACCAAUGCAAACCCCUUCAAGAGCCUCAGCUGUGAGAGCCUGCACUGCUGUGGUAGCAGCCAGGUAAUUCUCAGGUCUCUCCACUGCUGAGCAAAGCCAGGGCUGCUCUAGCAUAACCCUUUCCUUGUGGAGAGCUGUUGGUGGCCCUGCUCAGCAAGCUGUGCUCUGCUUGGAGAACAGACAUGCUGGUGACCAAGCAGCAGGCUCUCUGCCACCCCAAACACACCCUCUGGGGCCUGCAAACUCCAUCUCACUUGCUCCUCAGUCAUCUUCCUUGUUUUCUUACCCCCUGCCUGGCUGCACCCCGAUGGGUGGUUAUAUGAUCUGC
Molecule: messenger RNA, 1849 nt
Organism: Melopsittacus undulatus (budgerigar)
Lineage: Eukaryota; Metazoa; Chordata; Aves; Psittaciformes; Psittaculidae
Gene: BORCS8
Product: Bprotein-1 related complex subunit 8
Exons: 5
Coding region: 38-403 (121 amino acids)
Cellular component (GO): BORC complex
Source: RefSeq, a predicted model, not a curated record